Messenger RNA from Oryzias melastigma (Indian medaka), 1527 nucleotides. RefSeq names its product achaete-scute family bHLH transcription factor 1b (gene ascl1b). The record is from RefSeq and is a predicted model, not a curated record. Gene Ontology annotation, cellular component: RNA polymerase II transcription regulator complex. Lineage: Eukaryota; Metazoa; Chordata; Actinopteri; Beloniformes; Adrianichthyidae. Gene Ontology annotation, biological process: regulation of neurogenesis; sensory organ development; neuron differentiation. Gene Ontology annotation, molecular function: RNA polymerase II transcription regulatory region sequence-specific DNA binding; protein dimerization activity; DNA-binding transcription factor activity, RNA polymerase II-specific. Bases 200 to 790 code for a protein of 196 amino acids. The transcript has a single exon.
GUUGGGGCGCGUGUUGAAAAAGAGGAUUGCUGCCAAAGUUUGGGUCAGAUCGGCUCGUGGAGUAAGCAGUCAAGAGAGACUUGGACUAGAGUUGGCCACACGGUCCCCACGCGAAGGACACGAGAGCUGUACACUGCCAAGCACUCCUGCUCUACUGAGGCUGCGCGCACCCCCUGCAUCCAAAAAAACCCUCUGAGAGAUGGAAACUGCGACCAUCACCACCACGCAGACAGCUUUUACCUUUGGACUAAACGAAAGACGCGCCACCAUCAGCCUGCACGCGCCGGUCCAGGACGCAACGUCCGCAGUUCUCCCGGACCAGAGUAAAACCAAGGUGCUGAAGAGACAGCGCUCCAGCUCCCCGGAGCUCCUCAGAUGCAAGCGGCGCCUGAGCUUCAACGGCCUCGGCUACUCCAUCCCGCAGCAGCAGCCCGUGGCUGUGGCCCGGCGAAACGAGCGGGAGCGGAACCGGGUCAAGCAGGUCAACAUGGGCUUCCAGACGCUGCGUCAACACGUGCCAAACGGCGCCGCCAACAAGAAGAUGAGCAAAGUGGAGACUCUGAGGUCCGCGGUGGAGUACAUCAGGGCUUUGCAGCAACUUCUCGACGAGCAUGACGCCGUUUCGGCCGCGUUCCAGUGCGGGCUGCCGUCCCCGACCCUCUCCAACAGCUACUCCGCCGACCCGGAGUCGCCUCAUUCCACCUACUCGUCAGACGAAGGAGGUUAUGAGCCUCUGAGCUCUGAAGAACAGGAACUGUUGGACUUUACAACCUGGUUUGACAGGUACUGAUGCUGUCAACAUCCAAACGGCACCGGCAUCUGUGCGUAAAAGCGCACGGCAGCUUUCAGAGAUGCUGAUAAAAAAGACUUCCGCCUCGUUGUCUGUGCUUACAGGUGAUCAGUUACCUCUCUCCCUGACUGGGACUGCUUCUGCAGGAGUGGAGCACAAGUGAGGUGGAGGGCAGGAAGAAAGAAGGGGGGGGCAUCUGUUGCAUAUGAGCGCGCGCUCCUCUCCAAACUCACAAGGAGACGGAGCUGGACUCAGAAACAACGCUGGAAGAAAAGAACUGCUGAUGUCAUGUUUGAAUAAGUGCAAUUAACCAGAGAGGAGCAGCGGGCGCUGCAGAAGCGCCUCAGAAGUUCCUCGGGGUUUCCCGUUCUGCCUUAUUCAGAUGACGCGUAAAACACGACGUUCUCGUGGUGAAAACUGAAGAACAUUACUGAAACUGUAUCAUGUUUUAACACGAAGUCAUGUUUCCUUUUGUACACUGAGUCAAACGUUUUGUUGCCACUUCCAGACAGUGUUUUUGAGCGGACAGCCAGCUGGAAGUGAGCUGAUCCGCGUCAGGCACGUGACUGCAGCAAUACCGAGGCUCCAAACCUGUGACAGUAGUUUGGUUUCAGUAGAUGGUAAAGAGACGUUUAUUAAUGUAUGCACUUGUCCUUGUAGCCUGUACAUAUUUGAUUUUAACAGAUCUAUUUUGUGUAAACCGAGUUUUAUAAAUAAAGACGAAUCUAUUUAUAUUA